Molecule: messenger RNA, 1786 nt
Organism: Paramecium pentaurelia
Lineage: Eukaryota; Ciliophora; Oligohymenophorea; Peniculida; Parameciidae
Source: the annotation of a GenBank genome assembly
AUGAAACAAGUUGUUUAAUCUGCAAGACUCCCUUCAUCCCCUGUUUUCCAUAGAAAGAAACCUACUGAACUUUAAAACCCAUUGGAGAAUUUAGUUAGAGUGCAAUCACCUUGCGGAAGUACAACAAAUAAUGCAUUUGGAAGAUGUCCUACAGUGAAGACAUUGAAUAGUGAUAGAGACCCUAUUGAGAUUACUAUAACAUUAAUGUUAGAUGGUUAGAAGUAAAAGGAAUAAUGAACAUAGAUUGAUUGUUCCAAUAGGAAUAUAUCAAAGUACCACAGACUUAUAUAAGAAAUUAAUAGGCAAAGUGAAUUAAGUAAACCCUACAAUAGUACAUUCAAUUAAACAUUUUCAAACACAUAGUAGUGUUAAAAAUUACAAUAUUGAUUAUUAUUUAUCACUUGAACAUCAUCCAUUAGAUGUAUUUAUUGAAUAGAGACAUUUGAAAUUGGAACCUUAUAUUUCAAAAAAUGUUAAUAGCUAAUUGAGUAUUGAUGAUUUUGAGAUACUUAAAUGCAUAGGAGUUGGGUAUUAAUUCAAAUAUGAUAUAAAAUAGUGGUUUCUCACGUGUUUAUUUAGUUAGAAAGAAAGAUAGUGGAUAUUUUUAUGCAAUGAAACUUAUUGAUAAGAAUUUCAUUUUAAAUUCAAAUAAAGAGAUAAUCAUUAAUAAUGAAAGAUAAGUAAUGGAAUAAUUGAAUUCCCCAUAUUUAGCCAAAUUAUUCUACUCUUUUGAAACCAAAUAUUAUUUAGUCUUUGUUUUAGAGUAAUAUUGUUAUUUUAUUAUUUAGAUAUUGUGCAGGAGGAGAAUUGUUUUAUCAUUUGAGAAAACUAAGAAGAUUAAAUGAAGAAUUAGCAAAAUAAUAUUUUGUAUAGGUUUGUUUGGCAAUAGAAGAAUUACAUAAAUACGGUGUUGUUUAUAGAGAUAUUAAACCUGAAAAUAUCUUAUUAGAUUUAGAUGGAUAUAUUCGUUUAUCUGAUUUUGGUUUAGCUAAACCAAAUAUGGAUAGAGAAGAAACAGCAUAUUCCUUUUGCGGUUCUCCAGAAUAUAUGUCCCCAGAGAUGUUAAUGAGAAAUGGCCAUAACUUUAUGGUUGACAUUUAUUGUUUAGGGGCUUUACUAUAUGAAUUUAUUUAUGGAUCUCCUCCUUUUUAUAGCAGGAACAUAGAACAAAUAUAUAAUAGCAUAUUAAAUGAUAAAAUAUCUUUUCCUCCUUUAGUAAAAAUUAAUCCAGAUCUUAAAGAUUUAAUUUCAAAAUUAUUAAUCAAAGAUCCCUCUAUACGUCUAGGGUCUAAAAAUGGCAUUAAAGAAAUCCUCUAACAUAAGUGGUUUAAAGGAUUUGAUAUUGAAGCCUUGGCUAAAAGAAAACUUAACAUUAGUUAUCGUCCAAAGCCAUUAAGUUAUAAUUUUGAUGAAGUUGAAUUUAGUAAAGGAGAUAUUGAAUUUUAAAACAAAUUAUAUGAAAAUUUAAAGAAGGAGAAACAAGUAAUUAAUUUUUUAUAUUUAGACCAAAUAUUCUCGUUAUUUUCCUAAUUUUGAGUAUACUAAUAAGAAAUUUUGUGAUACUAGACAAGCUAUAUUAUAGCUAAUGUUGACAUAGAAAUAGAUAUAAGGAUAAUAGGGAUUGCCAAAACCAUAACAAAAAACAUUAAUUUCCUUAUCUCCAGUUUAAAUGGUUAAAGGAUUAUCAAAUAUCAAAGCAUUGACUUAAAGCUCUUUUAAAUAGUUAUCAUAAUGCAAACGUUUUAACACUGAAGUAGAUAUGAGUAAGUUAAUUAAGAAAAUAUGA